Molecule: messenger RNA, 822 nt
Organism: Penicillium nucicola
Lineage: Eukaryota; Fungi; Ascomycota; Eurotiomycetes; Eurotiales; Aspergillaceae
Product: fungal specific transcription factor domain-containing protein
Exons: 1
Coding region: 1-822 (273 amino acids)
Biological process (GO): DNA-templated transcription
Molecular function (GO): DNA binding; zinc ion binding
Source: RefSeq, a predicted model, not a curated record
AUGGCCUUAGAAGCGCGCGUGGAGUCUCUUGAAUGUCGACUGGAAGCUGCUCUCGCAAAUUCAACCAAAAGCUCUACCAAGGGACCCCGAGAAGACCCAAGCUCAACGACUUUCCCUGAAUCCGUAAAUGAGACUGAAAACCCAGUGGAUGAUUUGACUCAGGCAUUUGGGUGUUUUACGUUAGGAGAUACCGGAGAACUUCGGUUCUUCGGUGCAUCCAGUAACUUUAGCAUUAUCCAGAAUCCCUCGCUCAAAGUCGCUUCAUCCCUUGAGGCGCGAAACCUGGGUAUCACAGCAGCUCAGCAAAGCCCUGGAUAUUUUAAGCCCUCAGAGGAGCUACAAGAUCAUUUAUUAAGCUUGUUCUGGCGGUGGCAAAACUCUUGGCAGUAUAUUGUAUCGCGGGAGUCCUUCGUUCAUGAUCUUUAUGUCGAAAAGAGCGGCCGCUACUGCACACCACUCCUCUUGACAGCUAUCAUGGCGCUUUCUUCUCGAUACUCGUCCAGAAUUGAACUUCGUAUGGACUUCACUGAUCCAAACACUGCGGGUGCAAUAUUCGCCAGACAAGCCAAAACAAUGCUGGACUGCGAAUAUGAAGCUCCCACAACAUCAACGGUCCAAGCGACUGCGAUUUUAGGUCUAUACUGGGCCUCAAUCGAUAACGAAGGCCUCGGAUUCAUGUAUAUUGGGAUGGCAUCACGAAUGGCCAUGAACCUGGGGCUACAUUCGGACUGCUCCCAUUACGUGACUAAAGGCUUGAUUGCCCCGAAAGAUGUGGAAGAGCGCAGUAUCGCCUUUUGGGGGAUAUAUGUGUUAGACAAGUAA